Molecule: messenger RNA, 1216 nt
Organism: Cryptomeria japonica (Japanese cedar)
Lineage: Eukaryota; Viridiplantae; Streptophyta; Pinopsida; Cupressales; Cupressaceae
Exons: 7
Coding region: 9-1106 (365 amino acids)
Biological process (GO): rRNA processing
Cellular component (GO): nucleus
Molecular function (GO): nucleic acid binding; 3'-5' exonuclease activity
Source: RefSeq, a predicted model, not a curated record
CGAAGCUCAUGGACCGCGCUCAGGAGUCAACUGAAUCGCUGAGGCAUAAAUGUGCAGCAUGCUUCAGACAAUUUAACAAAGUGGAGCAUCUAGUUGAGCACAUGAAAAUUACUUAUCAUUCUCCACAUGAACCAAUUUGUGCUAUUUGCAAAAAGCAUUGCAGAUUCUACGAUUCACUGAGGGAACAUUUGAUUGGUCCAUUACCCAAAGCUGAGUGUGCCAAACAAUUCAGUGAAAGGGGAUGCAGCCUCUGUCUCAAAAUUUUCCCCACUGCAGAACAACUCAAUUAUCAUCGAGCAGCUUGUCAAUCCCUGCCACCAUUGCCUCCUGUUUCUGGGCUACGGCUUUCCUCGCUGAAUAACAGAAUACAGGCAGAAAAGGAGCAGAUUCGUGAUGAAAGUUCAAAUAAGAGCAAUAUUUCUGCCAUUGCAAUGGAUUGUGAGAUGGUGGGUGGUGGUCGGGAUGGGUCUCUAGACCUAUGUGCACGAAUCUGCUUGGUGGAUGAGGAAGAAAAAGUGGUCUUCCAUUGUCAUGUCAAGCCUCCAAUUCCAAUCACAGAUUACAGAUAUGAUAUCACUGGUAUCAAACCAGAACAUCUCAUGGAUGCCAUGCCACUCAAGCAAGUGCAAGAAAAGAUUCAGCAAAUUUUAUAUAAUGGAGAAGCGAUUUGGCGAAUUCGUUUGAAAGGGGGAAAAGCCAAGGUUCUUGUAGGACAUGGCUUAGAUCACGACUUGCAAUGCUUGGGAAUGGAGUACCCUACCCAUCUUAUUAGGGACACUGCUAAGUACAUUCCACUACUAAAGAGUAAUAAAACCAGCAAUUCACUCAACUAUCUCACUCAAUCAUUUUUAGGGUAUAAGAUUCAGAAUGGGACUCACGACCCAUAUGAAGAUUGUGUGGCAUCAAUGCGUAUUUACAAGAAAAUGAGAAAUCAGGACCAUUCCAAGUCUGCUUAUCUCAGUGCAACUGAAUUUGUUAGUGAGAAUGUGGUGUAUUCAAGAAUGCAACAAAGAGACCUGGAGAAAAUGAGCCCUGAAGCUUUGCUCAAUAUUUCACAAUCUGAUUUUUACUGUUGGUGCAUGGAUUCUAGGUCACAGCCAACUUAAUGUGAGAAGCCACUUGAAUCCCUUAACUCCGCUUUCAUAGGAGGGAAUUUGAAAAUCUAAAAAUGUAUCUUAAUCAAGGGAAAGUUGUGUUGGAAGUGGAUUGACUCUGA